AAGGCCGAAAAGACGUCUGUGUGGUUCGGCUGUGAAGCAGAGUGCAGCACCGGCCUUUCCUCUUUUUCACUCCUCGCCAAGUGUUUUUAUUUCUUCGGUUGAUAAGUCCAGUUGUAAGAGGAGGAAAAACCAGGAUGGCCGCGAUCGCAAGACCCUCGAGAUUCGCCUUUAGGCUGGCCUCCAGAUCUGCCAACUUCCAGGCGACCCGGGGCUACGCCGACCAAAUGGACUUCACGUUCGCCGCCGCCAACAAGGUUUUUUACUCUAACUCGAAUGUGAAGCAGGUCGAUGUACCAUCAUUCUCCGGUUCUUUUGGUAUCCUCCCCAACCAUGUACCAACCUUGGCGGUGCUCAGACCAGGUGUCGUCACCGUGUUUGAGCAGGAUGGGAACUCAAAGAAAGUUUUUGUCUCGAGCGGAACUGUGACGAUUAACGAGGAUUCAUCAGUUCAAGUUUUAGCCGAGGAGGCCCACCCUUUGGAAGAUUUUGACUUGUCGGCUGCUAAGGAACAACUGAACAAGGCCCAGGCCGAUCUUUCAAGGGCAUCUUCCGAACUGGAAAAAGCUGAGGCUCUCAUUGCUGUAGAAGUUGCCGAAGCUUUGGUACAAGCCACGCAAUAAAUCAAUGUUAACAUAUUGUAGAUAGGUUCAUCUCUUCUUUAGUUGUUACAAAAUGUCACUAUGAUAUUUAAAAUCAAUUUGUUAAUAAAUAUAACUUAAAUUCAGAAAGAA
This is a messenger RNA of Cimex lectularius (bed bug), 731 nucleotides long. RefSeq names its product ATP synthase subunit delta, mitochondrial (gene ATPsyndelta). Gene Ontology annotation, molecular function: proton-transporting ATP synthase activity, rotational mechanism. NCBI's taxonomy places the organism in Eukaryota, Metazoa, Arthropoda, Insecta, Hemiptera, Cimicidae. The transcript is spliced from 4 exons. Gene Ontology annotation, biological process: proton motive force-driven ATP synthesis. The record is from RefSeq and is a predicted model, not a curated record. Bases 135 to 620 code for a protein of 161 amino acids.